AUGGCAGCGGGAGGGAACAACAACAGCUUUCCUCCCUUUGGCUCCAUCAGCCCCGAGUCGGCAAAGGGCGGCAGCCUGAUCAAGAAUCGCAAGGGCGAGCUCGAUGCCAACACGCCCCUCGAGGAGCUCCAGGGCGAGAUCUUUGCCCUGUGCAAGGACCAGCACGGCUGCCGCUACCUCCAAAAGAAGCUCGAGGAGGGCGUGCCCUCGUACCGCGACAUGAUCUUUGCCGAGACGUUUAGCCACUUUGCCGAGCUCAUGACCGAUCCCUUUGGCAACUAUCUCUGCCAGAAGAUGCUCGAGUACUGCACCGACGAGCAGCGCAACCUCAUCGUCGAGUCUGUCGCUCCCGAGCUCGUGACAAUCUCGCUCAACAUGCACGGCACGAGGGCGGUGCAGAAGACCAUCGACUUUCUCUCGACGCCCCGUCAGAUUUCGUCGAUUAUCGUCGCGCUGAGCAUGAGCGUUGUGACGCUCAUCAAGGACCUCAACGGCAACCACGUCAUACAAAAGUGUCUCAACCGGCUCAGCUCCGAUGACAACCAGUUCAUCUACAACGCCGUCGCUGCCCACUGCGUCGAGGUGGCCACUCAUCGCCAUGGAUGCUGCGUCCUGCAGCGCUGUGUCGACCACGCCUCGGACAGCCAGAGGAUCCAACUCGUGUCGGAGAUCACCUACAAUGCCCUGACGCUUGUCCAGGACCCCUUUGGCAACUACGUCGUCCAGUACAUUCUCGAUCUCAACGACCCACGCUUCAGCGAUGCCGUCAUUCGCCAGUUUGUCGGCAACGUCUGCCUGCUGUCGGUGCAAAAGUUCAGCUCAAACGUGAUUGAAAAGUGCAUCCGCGUUUCCGACGUCAAGCUGCGCAAGUCGCUCAUCGACGAGCUCCUCAACCGGACCCGCCUCGAGAAGCUGCUGCGCGAUUCGUUUGCCAACUACGUGGUUCAGACGAGUCUUGACUAUGCGGAGCCGAUGCAGCGCAUGCAGCUCGUCGAAUGCAUCAGGCCCAUUCUGCCCAUGAUCCGCAACACGCCGUACGGCAAGCGCAUUCAGAGCAAGCUCCAG
Acaromyces ingoldii is the source of this 1065-nucleotide messenger RNA. Its product is annotated as ARM repeat-containing protein. The record is from RefSeq and is a predicted model, not a curated record. NCBI's taxonomy places the organism in Eukaryota, Fungi, Basidiomycota, Exobasidiomycetes, Exobasidiales, Cryptobasidiaceae. Gene Ontology annotation, cellular component: cytoplasm. Gene Ontology annotation, biological process: post-transcriptional regulation of gene expression. The annotation marks the transcript as partial. Gene Ontology annotation, molecular function: mRNA binding. The transcript has a single exon.